AACUCUAAAUUUUAUUAAAAUACAUGAUAGAAAAUUAUCAAAAUAAACACAAUAAAAAAAAUCCAUAUAUAUCUACAUAAAAUAGUGCUGCUAUAUUAGUAUUACAUCUAUGUAGAAUAGUGGAAGAGGAAGAACAAACAAAUUCAGUACAUGUCAGAUCACAACCAUUUGGGCGGUUAGUGAUAGGGUUUCAUUGGCACUAGUUGAGGAGUUGAAGGGCUUAAUUGCAUCAUUUUUAGUUUAAUGGAUUAAAUGCUAAUUUGGGAUAAGUCUAGGGGCUUAAGAAGGGUUUUUGUCGAUUUUUAAUUGUGGGAAAGCGGUAGCCAUCAGGGGGCGGUUGGCCACGUCCCCACGGCCAAACUCAUGGGCCUCACGUCUUUGUCGUGAGGCCCAUAGAUGAGAACUAACGAGAGGGUCCACGUUUUUCGUCAUUUGGGCUAAAUUGUUAGAUUGGCCUGCUCUGGCGCAAAAAGUUGAGUUACAACAGCUGCACCAACUGCCAAAUCGCCACGGUGAUGCUGAGUGCACCCGCAAUCGCAUGUGAUCUCAACAUGUGGGCAGACGUAGACUGUGAUGCGCCACUUUCGUCAAAAGGAGAAAGACCUUCGUAUGUCAUUGUGCCGGUGCCGCCAAUCACCGGUGGUGCUGUUGUUGUCUGAGUAAUUUGGUCCGGCGACUGUCCCUGUGACGAUUUCUGGCUGCAAUAACAAUGCAAAAGGAAAAGUAACCGUUAAGAAAUGAAAACGUAUAGAAAUGAAAACGUAUGGACUGUAGGAACGGAUCGCGUUAUUUUAGGUAACAACGCUGACCGUUACUCCACCGGAACAAGCUAGAAGAACGUGGAGGGUGCAGCCUUCUGAAAUUGCGGGUUUAUUGUGGAAAAGUAAGUUCUGGGGAUUCGUGGUUGUCAUGUUUACAGCGCCAAGUAGGUUAUUUCACAACGACGCUUAUUAAAUUGUAAAAAAAAUCAAAAUAUCUUACUAAACAACACCCGCCUGUAAAAUAUUAACUCAUAAAUAGUAGGACUCUAA
This is a messenger RNA of Rubroshorea leprosula, 1031 nucleotides long. Lineage: Eukaryota; Viridiplantae; Streptophyta; Magnoliopsida; Malvales; Dipterocarpaceae. The record is from the annotation of a GenBank genome assembly.